This is a messenger RNA of Centruroides sculpturatus (bark scorpion), 1422 nucleotides long. Its product is annotated as organic cation transporter protein-like. Gene Ontology annotation, biological process: transmembrane transport. Gene Ontology annotation, cellular component: membrane. Lineage: Eukaryota; Metazoa; Arthropoda; Arachnida; Scorpiones; Buthidae. The record is from RefSeq and is a predicted model, not a curated record. The transcript has 9 exons. Bases 1 to 1422 code for a protein of 473 amino acids. Gene Ontology annotation, molecular function: transmembrane transporter activity.
AUGCUAAAUGAGGAAAAUGAAGAAAAGGGUGCAAAAGAUCUUGUUCCAUAUUUAAAUCAUACAACUUUAAUGAAGAACACCAUGGAUACAACAAUAGAAAACACUAACGGCUCGCCUGAAGUUGAGGAAACGGCGGAAAAAUUUCAAGACUUUACAGAUCUCAUCGGUACAUUUGGAAGAUGGCAGAAAAUUUUAUUCGGGGUAAUGGCGUGGAUUGUCAUUGUUUCGGCAUUAAACAAUUUAAAUUGGCCUUUCUUGGCAUACAAGGUGGAUUAUUGGUGCGCGAGAACACCGAAAUACGUGAACGUGUCCGUGGAAGAGUGGAAAAAUAUCAGCGCACCCCUGGAGAUCAGAAACGGGAGAACAAUGCAUAGUCGAUGUGAAGUAUACGAUAUUGACGAUAUCAAAUAUGGAAAGAACUUUUCAAAGAUUCCUUGUCGCUCGUGGGAAUACGAUCAUUCACAAUAUAAAAACAGUGUCAUUCAAAAGUGGAAUUUAGUUUGCGAAAGUUCUUGGUUGAGUUCUCUCGCUGGCUCUUCUUUCUUCAUGGGAUUCCUCGUGUCUGCUAUUGUAUCUGGACAGAUAUCUGAUAGAUAUGGCAGAAGACCAGUGAUAAUAUCGGGACUCGUGCUUCAUCUAACCUUUGGGAUUCUUUGUUCAUUUUCUCCAUACUACUGGAUGUUUACUGUAUCUCGUUUCUUCUUGUCUGCAGGAAGAACAGCCUUUAGUCUGACGUUCUAUGUGUAUGUUAUGGAAGUGAUCGGACCAAGCUACAGAGAUAAGUUAAUGGUACUUUUGAGUGUAUUUAGUACCACGGGGACGCAUUUACUUACCGGAGUAUCUUGGUUUCUCAAAGAUUGGACUUAUAUUCAAUUAUCCGGCAGUUUGCCAUCCAUUAUAACGCUUCUUUUCAUCAGUUAUAUACCGGAGUCUCCGAGAUGGCUGCUGACUCACGGUCGACUACGUAAAGCCGAAGACGUUAUACGAAACAUAAUGGAAAAGAAUAAAAGACACACAGAGCACUUAACCGAAAUUAUUGAAGAACUUUGUUGGAAAAUUAGAACGCAUUUAUGGUCUCAUCGCGAAUCUGAAUAUUACGGUUUUUUUAAAACAGAUCUUAUAUGGCUGAGGGUUGCCUUUCUAGUGUUGUGCACAUUCUGCGUAUCGAUUGAAAUGAGUACAAUAUAUGCAUAUACUUUGGAAUUGUACCCGACUGUUGUUCGUAACGUGGGUAUCGGAUCGUGUUCUACAUUUGCAAGAAUCGGAGCGAUCGCUGCACCUUUUAUGAAGGAUCUUAGUGAAAAGGUGUACUGGAGCAUUCCCUUUAUUAUAGUAGGUGUAUUGACUCUUUCGUCUGGUUUGUGCAUUUUGCCUUUACCCGAGACCAAAGAUAUUCGUUUGCAUGAUAUUAUUGUCAAGUAA